CAAAAAGCCUAGCGCUGCCGCCAACAAGUUCACGGAACCAUUCCACCAUCAUGAGGCACCUCCACCACCACCGUCAGCAUAUCUCGAUAACCACCUCUCGCCGCCACUACGCCACCAAAUAUACUGCCAAGAUCACAUCAACAUCGCCCACAGGCCGCACCCUCUCCGCCGAAGUAACUCUACCUCUCCCCUCCGAUCCUCGCGGUUACCCACUCCCCCGCCGUCAUCUCAUCUGUAAAGUUACCCAAAUCCUUCUUCAAUCCCACCGCAAUACCACCAGUCAUUCUCGCCCCUCCUCGUCUACCCUACAGAUUGACACAGACCCUUUCUUUUCUCUCGAGGAAUAUCUCUCAUCCCUCUCCAUCUCCCUCACCCCAGCUGAAGCCUCCGAAGUUUUAAAAUCCCUGAAUUGUCCUUCGCUAGCUCUGAAAUUCUUUCAAUUUUGCCCUUCGCUUUCCCCAAAUUUCCGCCACGAUGCCUUCACGUACAGUCGCCUCAUCCUCGUGCUCUCAAAGUCUACCCUCCCCGAUAGAGUCAAUCUCGUACGUGCGGUCGUUUCAGAGAUGGAGAAACAUGGGGUACGCGGCACGAUAUCCACCGUCAAUAUAUUGAUUGGGUUUUUUGGGGACACUGAAGACUUGGAUAAAUCUGUUGCGCUAAUAGAGAAAUGGGGUUUGAGAAUGAACGGUUAUACUUACAAGUGUUUGGUUCAAGCUUAUUUGAGGUCGCAUAACAGUGAGAAAGGGUUUAGGGUUUAUCUGGAGAUGAAAAGGAAAGGGUAUAAACUUGAUAUUUUUGCUUAUAAUAUGCUCUUGGAUGCUUUAGCCAAAGAUGAAAAGGUGGCCGAGGCAUACAAGGUUUUUGAAGACAUGAAAAGAAAGUAUUGUGAGCCUGAUGAGUAUACAUACACAAUCAUGAUCAGAAUGACUGGAAGAAUUGGUAAAUGUGAUGAGUCUCUGGUGCUAUUUGAGAAAAUGUUAGACAAGGGUUGUUCUCCUAAUUUAGUUGCUUAUAAUACUAUGAUCCAAGCACUGGCCAGCAGCCGAAUGGUUGACAAGACCAUUUUCCUUUUCUCAAAAAUGAUUGAGAAAGAUUGCCAGCCCAAUGAAUUCACAUUUAGUGUCAUACUCAAUCUUCUAGCUACAGAAGGGCAACUUCAUAAGCUAGAUGAGGUCAUUGAAUUGUCAAGAAAGUACAUGAAGAGGUCAAUAUAUGCAUAUCUUGUUAGGACAUUAAGCAAAUUGGGGCAUUCAAGUGAGGCUCACAGAUUGUUUUGCAAAAUGUGGAGCUACCUUGAUAGAGGAGAUAGGGAUGCAUGUUUGUCUGUGUUAGAGAAUUUGUGUGGUGCUGGUAAAAUUGCAGAGGCCAUUGAUAUGCUGAGUAAAAUUCAUGAGAAAGGAAUAACUACUGAUACAAUCAUGUAUAAUACAGUAUUUUCUGCCCUUGGCAGGUUAAAGCAAAUAUCCCAUCUUCAUGAUCUUUAUGCGAACAUGAAGAAAGAUGGCCCUUUGCCAGAUCUAUUCACUUACAAUAUUCUGAUCUCCAGCUUUGGUAGGGCAGGAAAAGUUCAUGAAGCUAUUAAAAUAUUUGAAGAACUAGAGAACAGUGAUUGCAAACCUGAUAUUAUAUCUUACAAUUCAUUGAUUAAUUGCCUUGGGAAGAAUGGUGAUCUUGAUGAAGCUCACAUGAGGUUUAAGGAAAUGCAAGAGAAAGGGUUCAAUCCUGAUGUUGUAACAUACAGCACACUCAUAGAGUGCUUUGGCAAAACCGGUAAAGUUGAAAUGGCUUGCAGGUUGUUUGAUGAGAUGCUAGCUUCUGGCUGCUGCCCAAACAUUGUAACAUACAACAUCUUACUCGACUGUCUGGAGAGGAGUGGGAGAACUGCUGAAGCUGUGGAUUUGUAUGCUAAACUUAAACAGCAAGGGUUAACUCCUGAUUCAAUCACAUACUCUGUGCUUGAACGAUUACAAAGCGGUUCACAUGCAAAAGUCAGACUACGGAGGCAGAAUCCUAUCACAGGUUGGGUUGUUAGCCCAUUGAGGUGAUAUUACAAGGAUAGUCACUUUUAACUUGGUCAUUGGCAAAAAGUUAUUCACAAGUUUUGGUCCUUAGUUCCUUUGCUAGUAGAUGCCUUCAAUUAAUGACCAAUUUCAUGAACGCUUUGAUCCAUUCCUCCAGGAAGAGUUGCAAAGAUAAGGUGUUGCAUACUUCGUGGAAUUGUGGUGAGCUAAUACUGAAAUCUUAUUUAAGAUUAAUCUCUUCCGAUUAUUUGCAAGGUUACAUUAGAUCAUUGUUACUGUAAAUUGAGACUUAUUGAGGAGCACUAAAAAGCUGGAUGUUUAUUCUGAUGGGAUCGCAUCAUGCUAGGCUAAUGAGAUUCCUUGAGAAUUUCGUUUGUCUGUACUUUCUUUUUGGCUGAUGAGAGCCCUUUACAACUUCAAUUAGGAGGAUUGAAGUUGAAGUUCAAAAACUAAGCACUUCUGUUCUGUAUUAAAUUGUAGAAAUGAAGGAAAUGUCAUUGAACAAUUUGGAAGCUUAA
This is a messenger RNA of Manihot esculenta (cassava), 2539 nucleotides long. RefSeq names its product pentatricopeptide repeat-containing protein At1g51965, mitochondrial. NCBI's taxonomy places the organism in Eukaryota, Viridiplantae, Streptophyta, Magnoliopsida, Malpighiales, Euphorbiaceae. The transcript has 2 exons. The record is from RefSeq and is a predicted model, not a curated record. Gene Ontology annotation, molecular function: protein binding. The coding region runs from base 51 to 2045 and encodes 664 amino acids.